AUGGCAUCAUUUGAGGCGACCAUUAGCCUGAAUAACUCUCGGGCAGCGUUCAUCGAACGCGUUUACAAGGAGCUGCUCACAGAAGAGGCGAAAAGCCUCACAAUCUCCAAUCUCCAGGGUAAACUCGAGAUCCUGGAGACCUACUGGGAAAAAUUCGAGAGCACUCAUGAGAAGCUCAUCGCUGGCAGCGGUAAGAUCGAAGGGGUCCUUGAAUUGCCGUACUUCAAGGACCAUCGGUUUGACAUUACUAUCGGGCAUUAUCAUGAGGCAAGGGGUAUUUUAAGCCAGCUCAUUGAUAAAAGGGGGAUCUCAGGUUCAUCUCGUCGGUCUCUCGCGUCUGGGACGGCUCAGCCCACAUACUCCAAGCGUUAUCUCCCUGAGAUUUCUCUGCCCAAGUUCGGAGGGGCCUAUGCGGACUGGCGCUCGUUCCGCGAUCUUUUCGCGUCUCUGGUCGGCUCGAAUACGGAUCUAUCCAACGUGGAGAAGAUGCAUUAUCUUCGUACUAGUCUCUCAGGGGAGCCAGCUCAACGCAUCGCGAAUCUUACGAUCUCGGAUGAGUCAUUCUCGAUUGCAUGGGAACUGCUCUUGUCUCGCUACGAGAAUAAGCGACUGCUCAUUUCAGCUCAUUUGGAACACCUCCUCAGUCCCCCAACCAUGACUUCUCACAGUGCCAAAGAGCUCAAUGCCCUGCUCACUGUCACCUCUGAGGCACUGAACGCUCUGGAGGCUCUCGGCUCCCCAACCUCCCAGUGGGACCAGGUGAUCGUACAUACGGUCUCGCAACGGCUCAGCUCAAAGCUUCGUGAAGCCUGGGAGGUCAAGGUCGGUUCAUCGGCGGAGUAUCCUUCAUACAAGGACUUCAAGGAUUUCCUCACUGGGAGAGCUCGCGCGAUGGAGAGCAUCGAGAUUAACUCGGUUCCUCGUGCUCCUGCCACAAAGCCCUCCAAUGUCAGCUCAUCCAAGCAGUCGACCGCUGCGAAGGUUCACCACGGCACCGCUCAACCACCACAAAAAUCGAGGCCAGCUCCCAAGUCCGCUCCAUCGGGGAAGGUCACGUACCCGUGCUCGAUGUGUGAGGCAGACCAUUACCUCACAUCCUGCUCAUCCUUCCGUCAACUUUCGGUAUCAGCUCGUAGGGAGGUAGUAGAGCGUCGCUACCUCUGCUACAAUUGCCUUGGUCGGCACUCGGUGAGGGACUGCAGGUCCAAGACCAAGUGCCAGUAUUGCGGGGGCCUCCACCACUCGAUGCUCCACAACCAGCCAUCGAGUCAGCCUCAACGUCCAGCUCAGCAGAGGCAACAGACCAACUCAACCCAGCAAAAGGCCGUUCCGGUGGUGACCUACACCCACGAGAACGACAUCCCCAUGGUGGUGACUGGUCACCACUCAGAUUCCGGAUCCGCUCCAGACUUCCGCCCUGGGGUCCUUCUGGCUACCAGCCUUGCGCUUUUGGUACGCCCAGAUCAGCCAGCUCAUCAGGUUCGUCUACUCAUCGAUCCAGGGUCGGAAAUCUCCGUCAUCUCAGACCAGCUCGUUCGUCAGCUUGGGCUGUUAAGGCUCAAGACACAGCUACGAAUAUCGGGGAUUGGAGACACGGCAUCUGGGCCGGCAUUAGGCAAGGUUCGGCUCACAAUACAGUCCACUUGCUCUCACUUUCAGCUCAGAGUUUCUGCCUAUGCUCUCGGCCAGCUCACAACCUCAUUACCGACAUUCUCACCAAGUCAGCUCACAUGGGAUCAUCUGGAAGGACUCCAGCUCGCUGAUCCCGAUUUUCUCACACCAGCACCAAUUGACAUCCUUCUUGGCGCUGAUGUCUAUGGACAACUCAUCUUACCACAAGUCAUCACCAACGGACCAAACUCACCAUCGGCUCAGCUCACGCGACUUGGAUGGAUCGUAUUCGGACCAACGGAAGGUCCUGAUACUACUCAAGUAGCAACUUCUCAUCUAACGGUCACCAACGAGGAUCUCAACGAACUGCUCACCAAAUUCUGGAUCCAGGAAGAGAUCCCUGGGACACCAGAGGUUCAGCUCAACGAGGAGGAAGCGCAUUUCCUCGCUAGGAGAUUCACGAUCGUCUGCACUCGCUUGCCUCCAUCGUCUGCUCGGGAAACUGAUGAGGUUUAUCGUCAACUCUACACAGACUUCCUCAGGGAAUAUGAAGAGCUCGGCCACAUGCGUCGAGUCUCCAGACAGCUCGCUAGAUCAGCUCAUCAGCGCCAGCUCAAUGGGGGGGGGGGCACGGGCACCGAAAUGACCUUAGCACAUGAGGCCUCGGCUUCAGGAGGGUUGAGGGUUUCGGGCCGUCCGUGUUCUUCUCGGGCUGACGCUCCUCCGGAAUAUUUCUUCCCUCAUCACGGAGUUCUCAGGGCGAGCAGUGAGACAACGAAGCUCAGAGUUGUUUUCAACGGCUCCAACAAGACCAGCUCAGGACAAUCGUUGAACGAGAUUAUGCACACGGGUGAGAAGUUGCAGAAGGAUAUCUCGGAUGUACUUCUCUUUUCUCGGCGGAAACGGCUCAUUUUCAUGACGGACAUAACCAAGAUGUUUCGUCAAAUUCGGGUACAUCCGGAAGAUCGGCCACUCCAACAAAUAGUCUGGACCGACUCAAACGGAGAUAUCGCCACAUAUCAACUCACCACGGUCACAUAUGGCACUAGGUCAGCUCCGUUCCUCUCAAUGCGUGUUCUUCAUCAGCUCGUUGAGGAUGAAGGAUCGAACUAUCCUCUCGCUGUGGAACCGCUCAUGAAAGGACGAUAUGUUGACGAUAUCUGCGGGGGUGCUGACUCAGAUGAAGAGCUACUCAGGACCGCUCAUCAGGUGACACAGCUCUGUCGGUCAGGAGGCUUUCCGCUAGCCAAAUGGCACUCAAAUAGCCCAGCUCUACUCACAUCUCUUCAACCUGACAGCACCUCUCAAGAACAACGAUUCAUAGAGGACUCGCUCACCAAGAUUCUAGGGGUUUCUUGGCAUCCUGGAACGGACAACUUCAAGUUCUCCGUCACUCAGCCUGAGACCAGCUCAAUAACGAAGAGAAUCAUUUUAUCGGAAACGGCUCAACUCUUCGAUCCACUGGGUUUCCUAGCGCCAGUGGUCAUACGAGCGAAGAUAUUGCUCCAGGCUCUAUGGAUCGAGAAACUGGGAUGGGACGAACCAGUUUCCCAGACAACUGCUCAACGAUGGAGCCAAUUCAGGGAGGAGCUCACACAGUUAUCAGAGAUCACCAUACCUCGGUGGCUUGGACUGCUCACGGAUUCCGUCGUCGAAGUACACGGUUUUCCCGAUGCAUCACAAGUGGCGAUGUCAGCCGUGAUCUAUCUCAAGGUCCUCAACAAGGGAAAAUCACAACUCACAUUGGUUUGCUCAAAAACGAAGGUCGCACCGCUCAAACGGCUGACAAUCCCACGACUAGAACUCACUGCGGCUCUCCUCCUGGCCAAACUGACUAACUGGUUCAAGCUUGACUCAACCCUGACUCAUCGGACAUUGGUGGACAAACGUGGACCAUAA
Diachasma alloeum is the source of this 3510-nucleotide messenger RNA. RefSeq lists its product as uncharacterized. Lineage: Eukaryota; Metazoa; Arthropoda; Insecta; Hymenoptera; Braconidae. The record is from RefSeq and is a predicted model, not a curated record. Bases 1 to 3510 code for a protein of 1169 amino acids. The transcript has 4 exons. Gene Ontology annotation, biological process: proteolysis. Gene Ontology annotation, molecular function: aspartic-type endopeptidase activity.